Phragmites australis (common reed) is the source of this 1467-nucleotide messenger RNA. RefSeq names its product putative F-box protein At4g22180. The record is from RefSeq and is a predicted model, not a curated record. Lineage: Eukaryota; Viridiplantae; Streptophyta; Magnoliopsida; Poales; Poaceae. The transcript is spliced from 3 exons. Bases 1 to 1467 code for a protein of 488 amino acids. Gene Ontology annotation, molecular function: protein binding.
AUGGCGAAGCAUGAGGAGGCCAAGAAGGCAAGGGAGAAGGACUCGUCGGUGACCUUCUCUGACUCCUCAGCGUCCUCCGACAACUCAGGAGUUGGCUACUAUAUCCACUUCCGCAGCGGCAGGCUGCAGAUGAGUAACAAAGAUCUGUGGUAUCUUUUCUUCAAAGUUUUGCCCAAACUGCUGGUGUUUCCUCACAGUUUACAGAAGAAAUUUCAAAAAGAUGAACAUGUUCAUGCAUCACUAAAGGAACUGGAUACUGUGGUGGGCGUGAUGCCGGAGCUGCCGCAGGAUAUGUUGAUGGUUAUCUUUGCCAACCUUCAGAUCCCUGACCUCAUACGUGCGGAUUCUGUCUCUUCCUCUUGGCAUGCCGCCUACACCAGUCUGCGCGAUCUUAGGCAGUACAAAAAGUCCCAGAUGCCAUGCCUGCUCUACGCCUCUGAAUCUACUGGUGAGAAUGUUGCGUGUCUCUACAGCCUCGUGGAACAGAGGGAAUACAAGUUAACUUUCCCAGAGCCACCCAUCCGUAGUCAGUUUCUGAUCGGGUCCUCCAAUGGCUGGCUGAUUACUGCAGAUGAAACGUCUGAGCUGCACCUUGCCAAUCCAAUCACUGGUGAACAGAUUGCUCUCCCGUCAGUGAUUACCAUCAAGCAAGUGAAGCCCAUCUUUGAUGACUCAGGCACUAUCAACAUGUACGAGCUAUCAUACCACAGUGGCAGGGCGCCUGAGAUAUAUGCUCUCAAUGAUCAGCGUGAGCACCUCUACUUCAAGGCAUUUGUGUUCCCUGAUCUGUCCACUGGAAGCUACAUUGUGGUGCUCAUCCACAAUCCGUACCAUCAGCUUUCGUUUGCAAGAGCAGGGGAUGAUAAGUGGAACUUGCUGCUACCCAACACACGUUAUAGAGAUUGCGUGUGCAUGGAUGGUCUGUUGUAUGCAUUGACAUCACUUGGAGAAAUCCACGCUUAUGAUCUCACUGCCUCCACUGUCACAAUGAAUGUCAUUAUGGACCGGGUGAAGUUUAUUCACGAGAGCAUGUACAUCAUUCCGGCUCCUUGGGGUGAUCUGCUGCAAGUUUGGAGGAUAGUAGAUCAUCCAGUAAAUGCUCCAGAGCAAGAGGAUGAGCGCGUACGAUAUAUUACAAAGAAAAUCAUAGUAUACAAAGUGGACAUGGCUGCAAAAGAGCUUGUGAAAAUUAACAGCUUGCCACACCAUAUGUUAUUUCUUGGGCAUAACCAAACACUCUGUCUUGGUGCUGCAGAACACCCGCAAUUGAAGGUCAAUCAUGCCUACUUCACUGAUGAUCAUGAGGAACUGAUUAUGCUAUUAAAGAAUCAUACUCGUGAUAUAGGAGUUCUCAACUUGGAAAAUAGCACAAGGAAGGAAAUUGUGUCUCAGAUUUGCUCCAACUGGCCUUGUCCCACAUGGACAAUACCCAAUCUUGCAAAGAUGAAUUUGGCAUUCAGCAAAUAA